GCUCGCGUAUCCUUCCGCGCGGCGCCUCCAUGUUGAUUCUCGAGGAACCGAGCGAGCGGCUCCCGGUAGCAGCGUCAGCAGCAGCAGCAGUAGAGGCGGCGGCGGCGGCGACGGCUUUAGCAUUAUCGGCGGUGAAAGAACUCGUCGGCGACUCGCACAGAGCUCCUCGCAGCCCCGGUGACCAACUCGUAAUCGGCAUCGCUCACGAUCAGCGCUCUAGUUUAGCGUCGUAAGUCUCCGAGCGCGGCGUUUCCUCUCCUGAGAUUCUCUCUCGCGAACGAGGGGAAGCGACGAGAUACUUUCAUCAUCGUUAUCACCGUCGUCGUUACUAAUUAUCGUCACUACGUAUUAUCAGUAAUACUGUUAUUGUAGUUAAGGGUUAUUGUUUUAACCGCGCGCUAGUUUAAUUUCGUUUACGUUCGGGGCAGCAGUAGUAGUACAGUAAGUGUACAUUAAGACACAAAGAGAGGCGGUCGUGAGGCGCGGCGCGAGUCCAUGUAGGAGGAGGGAGCAUGAAGCCCGCCAGCGCUACCGCGUCCAGCCGCAAGGCCGGCACCUCCAGACCCACGCCCGGCAGGGGCCGCGGAAACAAAGGUCCUUCCCACUCGCCCACAUACGAAGGUGUUUACAACAAUCCUCGCAUGGUGCAUGUGCUCACGUCUGUAGUGGGCGCCAAGUGUGAACUGAAGGUGAAGAAUGGAAAGGUUUACGAUGGGAUAUUUAAAACUUUCAGCCCAAGGCUGGAGCUAGUUUUGGAUGCGGUGCAUCUCAAGAGCCAAGACUCUACUGAGGUGGCGCCCAGACAAAGUGACAUACGCCCGUCCGUCGUCUUCCACCACCCUGAUGUGGUGCUGCUUCAUUUCCGCGAUGUCGACCUUAACUUCGCCGCAAGAGUGUCGUCUGACACAGACAACUUUACGGAUGCUGGCAUCAGCGGCAAGCUCAACGGAGAGCACAAGGAGCGCGAGUUGGAGCCCUGGAUGGGCGGGGAUAACAACAAUGAUGACGUCGCCCUUGACACGGACAUGUCAAAUGGCUGGGACGCCACUGAGAUGUUCCGCUGCAACGAGGAGGUUUAUGGUGUAAAAUCAACAUACGACCACAGCCUUUCCAACUACACCACGCCACUGGAAAGGGACGAGUCUGAAGAGUUCAUGCGACGACAGGCUCGCGCAACUCAACUCGCGCAGGAGAUCGAAUCGAACCCAUCGUACCGUUCACGCGUGUCGCUCGAAAAUGACGAGGGCCGCACGGAGGAGGAGCGCUUCAGUGCCGUACACCGGAACGCACCACCGCAGGGUGGCGAGCGACAACCUUAUCGCUCGCGCGUUGUACUGCCCGCCAACGCCGGGGCGGAUGGAGAAGAUGGGCGUGCGGACGAGGAACGGUACCCGCUGCCUCCGCGGGAGAGGCAGCCAUACCGGUCCACCCGUAAUCCCAACGAGAGCGACGACUGCCGGCAGGACGAUGACAGAUAUGGCUCCCGGUCAGAUCGACCCGGAGACCGCGACAGCCCAGGCUUUAACCAUAGGGACGUAAAGUUCAUGGGGCAGAGGCACCGGGACAUGGCACGUGGCGGAAUGAGGCCAGGCCAGUCACGUGGUGGGAGGCCUGGGCCUGCGCCACACCACUCGCCCAGGGGCAGUCCUUAUCACCCACACAGCUACCCACACCCAGAUCCCAUCACCAGCCCAGGACCCGUGCUUAAUGGAGGCGUGUCCCUUCCUGCCCCCUGCCCAUCACCCUCACGCCUGCCCGUACGCUAUCCGGCAGGGGUGAACUCCCUGCCCCCCCGGGCACCCACCCCCUCUCGGCCCCCUUCACACCCUUCUGCGGCCGUCUACGGCCCUCCUCCUCCUCCCAAACGCGGCCCUACAGAAGGUGCACGGAUGUCUCCAAAGGCCCAGCGUCCGGCUCGUUCCCUCCGAGGCAUGGGCGGCCGGGGAGGAGGAGGCACCACACCCCCCAUGGCAGGGGAUCCUGGCCCCCACGUUGGCCUCCACGCGGGCCCGCACGUGGGCCACCACGGGCCCCCGGCCAACACAGAUCUCCCUGUGCCCUCGCAGCAGGGCCCCUCGCGGGGUGGCGCCAGCUGGUCUGCUGUCGUCAGCGGAGGUGCCACAAACCGCACGUCUCCCAAGUCCUACCGCCCACGCUCUCCCAAAACUGGCUCCCAGCCCCCAUCCGGCCCUGCGCCCAGUGCCCCCCAGGGCACUGUGACAGGCGUCCCCUACCCACCUCCUCCAUCCCAGGGGGUGCCCAGUGCCCCUACAGGCACGGCCACGCCUACGUCGCCCCCCAGGACAGGCCCUUCUGCACCAUCUGUCCAGGAAAGCAGUCACAUCCAGACAGUGCCGUCAUCUGCUCUUCCCAGCUCUGCUGCCCCCUCCGCAGUGCCCGUAAGGUUUGAAGGCACUGGACCCGAAGUGAAAGAAGCUAAGCUCCUCGAACAAAGGGUUGUGGCAGUGUCUGCUGCUGUGAGCAAAGAAAAUGUAAGACCCCCAGAGCAAGCAUGCAGCAACCCUCAAGCUGCCUUCUCUAAACCACCCCCAAAAGUGGUUCCCGCACCUCUAAUGCAUCAAGACCAUGACAAGAGCCGCAUUCAAGUUAAAAAGGAGCUCAAAGAAUUCCAGACCAAGUUCAUCCUCCAGUCUAGUACUGAAACGGAGGUUGACGCAGCUUUGAGGGACAAGAGCCAACAGCCUGGCUUGCCUUUGGCAAGUGAAGCCAAAUCUCAGCAACAACAGCAACAACAGCAGCAUCCUCCUCAACCACAGCAGCAGCUGCCACCCCAACCACAGCAGCAUCCACCACCCCCAGGCAUUCCUUCAAUUGACCCCAGUGCUUGUGUGGAGACUGGGAACCCGAGUGGCCUGGCGAGGAGUGCUGAGGGAGUCAAGGCUGUUUCCAUGGGGCCUCCUGGUAGCGCCACAGAGGACAAGGAGGGCAAAGUUGUGCCAGGGGCGACACCUGGUUCACUGGCAUCUGGUUCAGUGAGCGACAAGAUGGAUGGCGAGGAGGGGGAUAGGACAGGGGACGGCAUGAAUGACAAUUCUGUUAAGAAGUCCACACUCAAUCCGAAUGCCAAGGAGUUUGUGCUUAACCCGAGUGCCAAGCCAUUCGUACCUAUGACAAAACCAGCAACAACGCCAACUCCUCCACGGCCUCAGACGCAACCCAGCCCCUCGGUGCUGGUGCAGCCGAUUCCCGGCACGCCCGUUUACAGCCAGCAGCCAACACAGUACCUGCACUUCCCGCACACCAUCCCUCCUGGCAUGCAGGUCUUCCACCAGGGUGGGUCCCUCUACCAGUACCAGCUGCCGCACUCCGUGCCCGUCAACCAAAACAAGCCGUACAGGACAGGGUCUGUGUCAUCCCAACGGGGCGAACAGCACCAUCCUCCCCCAACUGUCAUGGUGCCGGCGCCGACAGCCAAUGCCGCUGGGCCACCCCUGAUUUCACCCUCGCCCUACACCUCCUACAUCCAGUACCAGCCACAGUUGGUGCAGUAUCCCUCGCAGCCCACGGCAGUGUACGGGCCUGUCAUCCAGGGUAACACGCGCCUCAUGGCGGGGGCGGGGCAUGGCCAGCCAUCUCUGGUCUCCUCGGCACAGCAAUACCAGCAGGCCGAGCAGCAGCACCCACAGACAGUCUACAUGUCUGGUCCAGUCCCUCAGUCGUACCAACAUGGGCCGAUGCACCCUCACCACCCACAGCAUCCGCAGCCCCCUGCCACCCCUACAGGCCAGCAGCCUGGUCGCCAGCACCCUGGCGCUCCCAGCCCUGCACAGCACCCCUCGGGCCAGCCUCCUCCGCACAUGGGGAAUCCUCAAGGACAAAGCAUUUACCAUGCAGCCCUGACCCCAACGCCACCCUCACUCACCCCAGGACCCAGCCCGCAAAGCCCCCAGACAAGUUACCCUCCCUCGCAGCAGCCUGUCUAUGCCCUGCACCCUCAGUCCAUGGGGCAUCAGUACGCUGGGCACCCACCACCACCACCACACAUGAUUUUGCAACAGGCACACAUGCAGGCUGGCAUGGGCGGUGGACAUCCCCAGCAUGCGCACCCUACCCAUCCUUCGCACCCUACGCAGGUCAUGCUGAUGCAGGCCAAUCAGCACGGGGGUCACGGGGCACCGCCUUCAAUCCCCGUCUCCUCCACAACGCACUACGCAUAUAUGCCCCACCCUCAAGUGGCUCACCAUCAACAGCCACAGAUGCAAUACCCACCCAGCCAGUAAAACAAUGAACGGAAAAGUCUGCUACGUGAAAUAUUAAUGACUACGUAUUCGCAUAAACCGGCAGCCGAAGGACACGAUUACGGACCUUAGAAGACGUAUGAAACUCCACCACUGAUGAUGGAACCGAAUAUUCGCCAAUGAUGGAAGUUUGCUGGAAAUGAGAUACAUUUAUCUGAACCUCAGCAACCACUAAGUUCUUAAGAAUAUGUUUAUCAACUGCAAGAUGCGUAUCUUAGUGAAUACAUAAUCAAAACCGACUAAAAUGCCUCCUGUCCAGCUUUUGAUUUAACUUUGAAAUUAAGGGCCGUCUAAGAGUUGGACAAUAUGCAAACGCAAAUGUCUGUGCUUCAUUAGUUUGGUGGAAAGAACUUGGUUGAAACUGACACUAAAACUGGAUGGUCAUUCUUUUUGUUCGACAUUUAAUCAUGUUUAGUUUUUGUGACAACAGAAUGCCUCGGUUUGUGGCCAUGCAUCAUUUACAGACAUCUUGACAUCUCAUGCCAAGAUUGACAGAAAAAGAGACUUAUUUAAACUACAAGGCCUGCAAUUGAAGGCAACUCUGGAACAUAAUUUGGUAGCACAAUUCCUCGGCCAUUUUCAUAAGAACAAAUGAUGAAUCCGUCCAAAAAUGUUUUCCAAGACACAUGCAAAGGCCUCGACGCGAUGAUCACAAGAGUUAUAUUCCUGUCGCGAACACACUAAUGGUUGACGCAGAUGUUUGUAUGGCAAGCUGUGCAGAGGCCACAACUGCGCGCAUUGACGUGGCUAGCGAUAAAUUGCGUUGACGACCCCUUUUAGAAACUUUUCAGAUUGUGGAAGCUGUGAAAGUAGACCUGUACAGAGCUUCUAGUUCUUUUCUGCUGCAUAAUACUAAAACUGGAGUCUCAUGUAGUAGGAACUGCUGGAAAAAAAAUAAGUGCGACUGUUGCUUUUUGGCAUCCCUUCCCCCAUGCUUGCUGAGGUGUUGUCCUGACACGCCUCCUUGUCGGUGUUGGAAACGUACUUUUAAUUGAAAUAAUUUCAAGGGUCUAAACGUAAUCAGCUGUUACUUUCUUUUUUAGCAAAGUAUAACAUCCCUGCGCUUUUAACCAGUGUUCACUCGAGAUGUGAUUAAAAAAAACUUACGUGGCUUCGAGCCGAGGGAGGUUGGAAAACAUUUUUUUUUAAAGGACAGGCCGAGGUUAGAAUUGUGCACUUUAAAUCAAUGGUUGGAUACGCAGAUCACUAUUGAGAGUGCGCUGCUUGUGGAUGAUUUUUUUUGUCUCGAGUAGCCCCUAAGACUUAGGUCAGAGGAUUAGUUAUGGUCCUACAGGAUUCUAUGACGUUUCCACCGCUGCUAAGACGACGUGGCGCUGUCAGGUGACUUUCUGUACUGUUCGUGUUGCUUGGCUUUUGCACUCCUGGUGCUGCGACAACCUCGUGCUUCGGGAGGCUAAAAGUCUUGCCGGUUUGUGUGCGUGCGUGUGUGCAUUGAGAUGCUUGAAGAGAUUUGAUGCAGACUUGACAGACUUCUGACAAACAGUAGUAACUUGAAGCGAAUCAGACUUUUUACGAUGGGACGUUUUACUGCAGUUGAGGAUAGAAAUUAAAAAACUUAAAAAAAUACCUAAAAAAUCGAAAAAAAUAAAAUCUUAAACAUCCCAACCAA
Messenger RNA from Petromyzon marinus (sea lamprey), 5889 nucleotides. The record is from RefSeq and is a predicted model, not a curated record. NCBI's taxonomy places the organism in Eukaryota, Metazoa, Chordata, Hyperoartia, Petromyzontiformes, Petromyzontidae.